AUGUCUCAAACGUUGCGUCCAUAUUUAACAGCAGUGCGCUUUUCUCUGAACGCUGCUCUCUGCGUUGAGAACUUCAGUUCUCAAAUAGUAGAAAGACACAAUUAUCCCGAAGUAGAAAACAAAAAGACUAAGGAAAUCCUGCUGAAUCCGCUAGUUAUUUCCAGAAACGAAAAUGAACACGUUCUGAUUGAACCAAGUAUCAAUUCCGUUAGGAUAUCCAUCAAGAUUAAACAGUCUGAUGAGAUUGAACAUAUUCUAGUAGAUAAAUUUACCCGAUUUUUGACCAAAAGAGCCGAGAACUUUUUGAUUCUUAGAAGAGCUCCUAUUAAAGGAUACGAUAUUAGUUUCCUAUUGACCAACUACCAUAAUGAGAUUAUGAUGAAGCACAAGCUGGUUGAUUUCAUCAUCGAAUUCAUGGAAGAUGUUGACAAAGAGAUAAGUGAAAUGAAGCUUUUUUUGAAUUCUCGUGCUCGUUUCGUUGCAGAGGCUUACUUAUCAGUGUUUGACUGA
Komagataella phaffii GS115 is the source of this 510-nucleotide messenger RNA. Its product is annotated as Subunit of the ARP2/3 complex. The record is from RefSeq and is a predicted model, not a curated record. The transcript has 2 exons. Gene Ontology annotation, cellular component: actin cytoskeleton; Arp2/3 protein complex. Gene Ontology annotation, molecular function: actin filament binding. Lineage: Eukaryota; Fungi; Ascomycota; Pichiomycetes; Pichiales; Pichiaceae. Gene Ontology annotation, biological process: actin filament polymerization; Arp2/3 complex-mediated actin nucleation. The coding region runs from base 1 to 510 and encodes 169 amino acids.